AUGGGUUUUAUAUCAGAAACAUCCACCAUCAUCAGCGUCAGAGUUGGAGAUGACGUCACUUUACCUUGUGAAGAUGUUAAAGACCUUCAUGAUAACUGCAACAGUACCACCUGGCUCUACGCUGUUUCUCACCAAUCAGUACCACUGUUUGAACACGGGAUUAUUCUAACUGGAGAUAAAUCAGACAGACUGAGAGUUACAGAAGGCUGUUCUCUAGUUUUAGAGAAAGUCACAGCUGAAGAUAAAGGUGUUUACACCUGCAGACGGUACAGCUCAGGACAAUUUACAGACUCUGAGGUCAAACUGUCUGUUAACAUCACAGCUACAUCAUCAUCAUCAACAACAACAACAACAACAGCAACAACAACAACAACAACAACAACAACACCAACAACAACAACAACAGCCACCACAGAAAACAAUACAAGUACAGGUACGCCCCAGAUCAUAGUCGCUGUUAUUUUACCACCGCUCCUGAUUGUCCUGGUUGUUUUGUUGAUCAUCAGAUGGAGGAGGGCUAAAGAGAGGGAAACACAGCCGGGGGGCAACGAGGUGAGUUAUUAA
Molecule: messenger RNA, 564 nt
Organism: Cololabis saira (Pacific saury)
Lineage: Eukaryota; Metazoa; Chordata; Actinopteri; Beloniformes; Belonidae
Product: CMRF35-like molecule 1
Exons: 5
Coding region: 1-564 (187 amino acids)
Biological process (GO): interleukin-15-mediated signaling pathway; T cell activation; positive regulation of ERK1 and ERK2 cascade
Cellular component (GO): external side of plasma membrane; membrane raft
Molecular function (GO): MHC class II protein binding; protein tyrosine kinase binding
Source: RefSeq, a predicted model, not a curated record